AUGCCCCAAAGAAAGGCUAAAGGGGAUGUUAAAGGAGAUAAAGCCAAGGUGAAGGAUGAACCACAGAGAAGAUCUGCAAGGUUAUCUGCUAAACCUGCUCUUCCAAAGCCAGAGCCCAAGCCUAAAAAGACCUCUGCAAAGAAGGGAGAGAAGGUACCUAAAGGGAAAAAGGGGAAAGCUGAUGCUGGCAAGGAGGGGAAUAACCCUGCAGAAAAUGGAGAUGCUAAAACAAACUAG
Molecule: messenger RNA, 237 nt
Organism: Jaculus jaculus (lesser Egyptian jerboa)
Lineage: Eukaryota; Metazoa; Chordata; Mammalia; Rodentia; Dipodidae
Product: non-histone chromosomal protein HMG-17-like
Exons: 1
Coding region: 1-237 (78 amino acids)
Biological process (GO): chromatin organization
Cellular component (GO): nucleus; chromatin
Molecular function (GO): nucleosomal DNA binding
Source: RefSeq, a predicted model, not a curated record